Molecule: messenger RNA, 993 nt
Organism: Dermacentor andersoni
Lineage: Eukaryota; Metazoa; Arthropoda; Arachnida; Ixodida; Ixodidae
Source: RefSeq, a predicted model, not a curated record
AUGGUGAAACAUGAAGCACAGCAACCUCUCGCGGUAGAUGGUUUGCGCAACCUGCUUGAGGGCUUGGUCGGACCGACCGUUGCGACGCUGAUCAUGCACCCUUUCGACAUCACCAGGACUCGAAUGCAGGUGCAGGGCGAGCUUCUGCGGCGAGGCUACUACGUGGUCAUGUACCGCAGCACGAUCCAGUCGCUGCGCAUGAUGGCGCGAACUGACGGUCCCGGGAGCGUCUACCGGGGCCUCAUGCCCAGCAUCGCCUACCGGCAGGUCACGCAUGGACUACGUCUUGGAUUCUUCCAAGUGAUCGAAGACUACGGCAUGACGUUGGAUGAGAACCUAGAGCCCAGCGUGCGGCUGAGCGCCAUCUCGGGCGGGCUGUGCGGCGCCCUGGGCGCGUUCCUGGGCAGCCCCCUCCAGCUGAUCAAGUGCCAGCUUCAGGCGCGCGCAUCGCCCCAGAUAGCCGUCGGCUAUCAACACCACUACCCGUCGAGCUUCGAGGCGUUCCGUACCAUCUACCGCACGCACGGCCUGAGGAGGGGCCUAUGGCGUUCUGCGCAGGCCAACGUUCUCCGGCUUUCCAUCGGCUCCGCCAUCCAGAUGGGCGCCUACGUGCAGGCUAAGCGGCAGCUGUCGCAAUUGGACGCCAGCGGGUUGCACCACUUCAUCACGUCCAUGGCUGCGGCGGUCUACUCGAGCAUCGCGGCUGCGCCGGCCGUCUCCAUGCUGGACAUGAUCAAGACGCGCAUGUACCUGCAGCCGGUGGACAGGCGCGGCCGUGGCAUCUACUACGCUGGCGUGCUGGACUGCAUUCGCAAGAUAUACAUGAUGGAGGGCGUCGCGGGUUACAGUCGCGGCAUGCUCAUCGCUUUCUUCUACUCCAUAGUCAACUCGUCCAUCACGCUGCUCUCGUGGGGCGAGCUCAAGCGGCUGCGCAUUGAGUCUCGCGAGCAUCGCGAGUUCGUUGUCGAGAUCAUCUACGAGAGGGGCCGAUGA